GUGAUAUAAAAUACUCAUGCUACCUGAUUUUACCCACAGAUAUCAGCAUGCGACUAGCCGCACAGAACGCGCUUGCUGUGUGUCUUCUCUCGUGUCUUGUUGUGUGUUUGUCUCUUUGCGUAGAGUUGGGACUUCCUGCAGCCACUUGGGCGGUUGGUUCUCAGAGAGACAAAAGUUUGACGCUCGAAAAACGCCGGGUCAGUGGUAGAUCAGUGGAGGAUCGCAUAACAAGUGCGCUAUUUAAGAUUUAAACAAUAUCUAACAACAAAUUUAAUUUAUUCUAUAAUGUGGUAAAUAUUCAAAACGUUACAAGAAAACAAAGGAAUCGUAUAAAUUAUUUAUUUAUUUACUUGUACGAUAAUUAAUUGGGAGUAAAAAUGCGGCAUAAAUAUAAAAGUUUAUUGAGUGCUAUAUUAUUAACAUUUAUCACGAUUAAUGAAGCUGUGAAAAUUGACAGUCAAGUGACUGUUAUAAAAAAUGAUUGCUUUGAACGACAGGCAAUCGGCUACAGAUUGAAACAAUCUGAUAUCUACAAAACUUUAGAUGUUAAAACCGUACCUGAGUGUCAACGAGAAUGUACAAAAGAAGAAGAUAUGUGUAAAACGUUUAGUUUUGGUAUUGGAGUCAAAGGUAACGCUAGUUGUGAGCUCAGUAAAAAAGUUAUCCGGGAGACCGCAGAUCUCAAACCAAUUGGUACUCUGCUAGAUGAAGACUUUGAUCUGUAUAUUAAAAAAUUAGGUUGUAAACUCGUCAUCGAGCAGAAACCUUCGACGGAAACUCCACAAUCUGAUGAGAUACCUAGUGUUUCCCUUGGGUCUGAACCAUAUGGACCUGAUAAUUUCAAACCUAACAAACCUAUCAGUGGGUCAAGUAGUUCCAAUAAUAAUGGCGGCUAUGGUCAUAAUAAUAAUAAUAAUAACAAGCCCCCACAAAGAAAACCUCAUGGUACCCUUCAAACUACAUUAAUCAGCGUUAGACCAGACCCCAACAGACCGGGUUAUACUGGAUUGUCUUCUGCUUUGACUGCUAAUUCUCUAGGUUCAGGUGGCUAUGAUAGACCAGAUAGACCUGUGAAUGAACCAUUAAAUGAGCGUCCAUUUUAUGGUGAAAGUCCACGACCUAGACCUAAACCAGUUGGUUUUGAUUCCUAUGGAGGUGUAUCAAACUCAUUUGUGAAUGAGAUCCCCGACAGGCCUGUUUAUGGAGGUUCUGAACGACCAGGUGGGUUAUACCAAGGUCAGUCUGGAUAUGGGUCGUCUUAUAGUGGAUCCUACGGUGGGGGUUAUGAUUCUUCUAAUUAUGAUGGACCUUCAAGGCCUUACAAACCUUACAAACCCCUAGAGAUCCAAUUGAUAAUGAGGUGUUUUAUAAUAGACCGGAAGUCAAUAGACCUGGUUUUAGACCAGGUGUUGGAUAUUAUAGACCCAUUGACUAUGAUGGAUGAAUUCAAACCACAUUUUGAUAAUCUACGCCCUGAAUCCUGGGGUGGGUAUGAAAGACCUGAUCCUAUGAGGGAUCCAAUAACUUCUUAUGAAUAUGGAAUGACCAUGGGAAGACCUCCUUUUGAUGAACCCUCCCGACCAUCCUAUGAAACACGUCCUGAAUUUGAUAGACCAAGCCGUCCUGAAAGACCUCAAAGGCCUUCUGGAUAUUACCGACCAUCUUAUGAUGACAGGGAUCGUCCAAGCCGACCUGAGAUGGAAUUUAGUAGACCUGGGAGACCACAAUAUGAAUACGGUAAUGGACGACCUGAUGUACCUCCUAAUUUCCGACCAGAAAACAGACCCAUGGUUCCCACUUAUGAAGAAAGACCUUUCAAUAGACCUGAACGACCUGUAAGACCUGAUGGUGGGUAUGGUCAAAGACCAUCAGACUUUAGACCACCACCAGAUUAUAUUGAAGAUAGACCAGGUCCAGGGAGCUAUGACAGACCACAAAGACCUUCCUUUGAAGAAAGACCUGUUUACGAACGACCUAGUAGACCUAGACCUACCAGUUAUGAAGAACCUAAUCAAUAUAGACCCAACUGGGAUAAGGACACCAUCAAUCGUCCCUACGACUCAAAUAACCCCAACGUAAACUACGAAAACGUAGUAAAACCCGUUACUGAAGAAUCUGAUUAUGGUGGAAACCGUCGACAAGACAAUCUAGGUCCUCCACACAGAAAUAACACUGGACCAAUAGUCUCGCAAUCCCUUGGUCCAAACGGGGAGAAAAUUACAUCUAUAAUCACCGAGCUAAAACCAGCUUGUUUUCGACGUGCGCUUGCAGGAAAACGUGUUACUCGCAGUCUUGUGAGACGUGCGUUAUCCUGCGGCAGGGUCGAAGACUGUCAGCAGGAGUGCCAGGACGAGAAACGAUUUGUUUGCGAAGGUUUUAAUUACAGGUUGGAUCCAUCAGGUCGUGGUAAUGGCGACUGCGAAUUGUUGGACUUGCCAAUGAUCCGCAUGGAUAUGAUACGGGAUAUUUACCCAGAUCCCGAUUAUGAUUUAUACGAAAAAGACCGGAAUGGUUAUCCGGAUUGUAAGGGAGGUGGUUUUGGUUAUGGGUUUGGUGAUAGAGACCGUGAUCGGCAUAGGGAUAGAGAUAGAGAUCGCGAUUAUGACCGAAAUCCUUACGCUGAUCGUAGACAAGACUCAGGAUAUGAUCGGGAUCGCCCGGAGCCACGCCCAAUUGCUCUGCCUCCUAGACCUUUAGAUUAUCCCAGAUAUCCUGAUAGAAACCAGGAUAGGUAUGAUGAUCGGAGACGUCCAGGAGGGUAUCUCCCUGAUAAUCGGCGGGUAGAUGACCAUCAUGGGCAUGGACAUUAUGGGCCUGGAGGCGGAGAUUAUCACAAUCACAACAAUUACGACUUUAACAACCAUCGCGACUCCCCUUCAUACCUCCCAGACCGGAAGCCCGCGCAUGAUCGCAACCAGUGGGGACUAGCGGGUUCCAAUUCGUGGGGGUCUUACGGCAAUGGUCAUACACAAUCGAAUGGGUAUGGGCAUGGUCAGAGUAAUGGUGUUCCUGCCCCGUAUGAUAUACCAGCUGGGGAUACUUACGCUCCUAAACCAGGGUAUGACUUAUUACCAAAGCAACCAAGUUAUUUACCUGGGAAUACCAUUGGUGGGUCAAGAGGAUAUGGGCAGGAGACAGGGGGGAUUUAUGGGAAUGCAUAUGGUGGGUCCUACGGUGGUAUAACUUAUGGAUCAACAAGACCUACAUUUGGUAUUGUGAUUCCCAUCAAUUCAAAUAAUUUCGGACAACCUAAACCAUCAGGAUAUGGAUCAACAGGUAGUGGGUAUGGAUCUGCGUCAGGUAGUGGGGGAACUAGUGGGUAUGACUAUUCAAAUGUUCCGAUAUCAGAAGAUAACUUUCCUCAUACAAACGGGGACACUUUGGAACACAAAGAUGGUGAUUCUAAACAUAGUGGUUAUAAUUUCCUUAAAGAUGAGUGUUCUCUAAGAACGGCCACGGGUUUCCGUCUGCAUAAAAUCAUAGUGAAGAAAUAUUACUCUGUUCCGGAUAUUUACGAAUGUGAAACGUUGUGUUUUAAGGAGAAAGAUUUCCAAUGUUAUUCAUAUGCGUACAGAUACACGAUGACAUCAAGUGUCCCUACUGAUAAUUGCUAUCUCAGCGAGAGAAGCUACAAGCAGUUAGAUUUUUAUACAGAUUUAGAACCUGAUAGAGAUUUUGAUAUUUAUACAAUGAAUAAUCGUAAAAAGUGCGAGGAACAGAUUCCGUUAGAAAAAGAACACUCUGAUUGUUUCUGGCAUACAAGGAGUGGUCAGAGAUUGGAUCAGAAAGUUGUACGGGAAGCCACCAUGGUGAAGAGCAUCGUGGAGUGUCAACUUGCUUGCCUUAGAUCAACAAUAUUUUUAUGUAGGGGAUUCAGUUUCAGAUACGGAUCUCCGGUUAUUGGAGGCCCAGUUGAGAAUUGUCUGCUUACUGAUUGGCCCUUCAAAGAAAUAGAUCCAAACACACAAUUUGCGAGCGAAUUGGGUUUCGAAAUCUAUGAGCGUGGAAGUUUUGGACAUGGCUGUGAACCUAAUCAUUUUGCCGUUCGAGGAAAGGAUCAUCCUAUCGUUGGUGCAAAAACUGAUCAACUUUGUUAUGUAGGUUACGGCACACCUGCGCGACUUCAACCAUCUGCGAUUAGGAAAUCGUUGACGGUUACGUCUGAAUUGGAUUGUAAAACAGAGUGUACCAAGUUUAGACAUUCCAGUUUAUUCCAGUGCAUGUCAUUCAGCUAUAGGAGUAAACCUCAACGUGGUGAACCCAACUGUGAUCUUUCCGAUAUUCUUCAACGGGACUUACUUAAUAACAUAGAUUAUAUUCCCGAUUCUGAUUCGUGGUUAUUUGCAUGGGACCAUUACAAUCCUGAGUGUGUGAGUAUAGGUAAUCCUCCAAACCCUUCUCCUGGAGGAGGCCAGGGUCAAGGUGGUUAUGGUCAAGGAGGCGGAGGUGGUCACUAUAUUCCAAACCAGAGUCAUGGUCAUGGCCAUGGUCAUGGUGGAGGAUAUGGUUCUGGUUUUAGAGGAGAUCAGGGAGCAAAUCAUGGUCAUGGAUUGAUUGCAUUAAGACCACAUCCGCAUGAUGGUCCUCAUGGUACCCAUGCUCAUGAAAACGGCCACGGCAGAGAUGAUCUCUAUGAUAUACGAAAAUAUGAAGGACCUAUUACUGCUUUGGACACUUGGAGAGUCUACUCGGUAAGUGGUUGGCCUUGUCGUCGUGGUUCCCUUUGUCGUGAAAACAAAGAUGCUGGUUUCUGGUACUGCGACCUUGAAGGAGGUGAUCGCGGAACUUGGGAUUACUGUUGUCGUCCGGAUCAUCAAUGUGGGUAUUCUGAAGGUUACAAUUAUCAAUGGUGUUAUGUUGGUCCAGAACGCACGCAAUGGCGUAAAUGUAGUGAAAGAUACUAUCCCUACUCCCCACAACGUCGUCCUGGUGGUUCUGGACACCGUGGAUCUCAAAAACCAUACCUACCCUCAUACAAUCCAAACUAUGAUCCCCCACCACCUUAUGCCGAUGGUUUCCUGCCUUCGAACGCACCGCGACCACCUCCAUUCCGACCCAAUCGUCCAUUACAACGUCCUCGCAUCCCACCAAACAUGCCAAGUCUCAACGAAUAUGAAUCGGAAUUCAAUCGUCAGUUCCUGGAUCCGCCGAAACCUGGAGGCUUUGGAGAACCUCGCUACUGGCCUGUGUCAUAUCUCCACAAGGAGCAACCACCUGAAGCUGGGAACGCCACUGAAUUUAAAUACGACCGCAUGAAAGAUGGACGCAUUAACGCCAUUCAUAAUCUUAUCACAAUCAUAAAAUCCAAUACUCUGAAAGACAUCAAAUACGAAAUCAACAACGAUACUAAUCUUCUCAUACAAGUACCACUGCCAGGAAAUUUCACUCAAGAUGGUAAAGUCAACACCACAUCAACAAACAAAACAACAAGUUCGAAACGAAAUAGAAACAGAGAUAAAGCAAACAUAGAAGAAUCUCAACCUGAGAAUUCUACGAAAACCAACAAUGAAACCAAAGCGGAUCAAAUUGACGCAGCUUCCGAAGAUGGUUCCACAAAUAAUAAAAGCGUAAAUACCAGACAUGUUCAUCGUAAUGAUCAUGAACAUCCUAAAUUCUUUACUUCGGGGUCUUCAGGGAUAGCAAAUAUAGAUUCCCCGGGAUCUCAUCGAUCAGGUAGAUCAAGACAGUUAUCUAUACAAGAUAUCACAAAACAUCUGUCAACGCAUGAGCUAAGAGCAUCUCCGUUAAAAGUGGAGAAGGGGCAUGAGGAGUUAGCGCCACUAACAGUGCCGACGUACAAAAAGAGUUAUAUCGUGCGGACAAACAAAACCGAUCGGUCCUUGAACAUUUCGUUCUAAAAUGUUCAAGUUAGCAGGUUAAGUGUAUUAUAAUAUAAUGUGCGCUUAUAUACCAAGUAAGUUUUAGUAAUACUUAGAGUAGUAAAAAGUAUUAAGAAUUGGUAGUGAUUAAAAUAUUUAAGUAUA
Dalotia coriaria is the source of this 5984-nucleotide messenger RNA. RefSeq lists its product as uncharacterized. The record is from RefSeq and is a predicted model, not a curated record. NCBI's taxonomy places the organism in Eukaryota, Metazoa, Arthropoda, Insecta, Coleoptera, Staphylinidae.